CAUAUCACUCGUGGUAUUCAAACACAACACAUCAAAAUGUACAAGUUCUUCGUCCUCGCCGCCGCCUUGGCUUGCGCCAACGCUGGAUACCUCGGAGCCCCAGCCGCCGUCGGAUACGCCGCCGCCCCCGUCGCCACUUACGCUCAUGCCGCCCCCGUCGCCUACGCCCCGGCCGCCGUCACCUCCCAGUCCUCCAACACCCUGAGGUCCUUCGGAAACUUGGGACAGGUCUCCACCUUCCACAAGACCGUCGACACCCCUUACUCCAGCGUUUCCAAAUCUGACGUCCGUGUCUCCAACCCCGGAUACGCCACCUACGCCGCCGCCCCGGUCGCUUACGCCGCCCCCGCCGUAGCCACCUACGCUCACGCUGCCCCCGUCGUCACCAAGGCCUACGCCGCCCCUGCCGUCGCCACCUACGCCGCCCCUGCUGUCGCCACCUACGCCCACGCCGCCCCCGUCGUAGCUAAAUCCUACGCCGCCCCCGUCGCUCACGCCGGUCUCCUUGGAGUCGCUUACUCCGCCGCCCCCACCGUCUCUCACCUCGCCUUCGACGGAUUCGGAGCUCACUACGGAUGGUAAUUACCUUAAUCCCAUCGA
Molecule: messenger RNA, 600 nt
Organism: Cimex lectularius (bed bug)
Lineage: Eukaryota; Metazoa; Arthropoda; Insecta; Hemiptera; Cimicidae
Product: cuticle protein 67-like
Exons: 2
Coding region: 37-582 (181 amino acids)
Source: RefSeq, a predicted model, not a curated record